CCAGGAGCUGCGGAGCUCCAGAGGCCCCUGCUCUCCCAGCACCGCAGCGUUAGCAGCAGCCAUGUUCGCGUGCGUCAAGCUCGCCGCCGGCUCCCCCGCGUUGAUGCGUACUGGAUCAAGGAUCCUAUACAGACCAAUUUCUGCAUCGGUGUUGUCUAGGCCGGAAGUCAGGACUGGAGAGGGCAAUACAACUUUCCUUACAGGUUCGCAGAAUGCUGGCAGUCAACUAGCACUAAGAGAGUUCCAAACUAGUGCUCUCAACAGGGACAUUGACACCGCUGCCAAAUUUAUUGGUGCGGGUGCUGCCACAGUAGGAGUGGCUGGUUCUGGUGCUGGUAUUGGCACUGUCUUUGGGAGUCUAAUCAUUGGUUAUGCCAGGAAUCCUUCCCUGAAACAACAGCUAUUCUCCUAUGCUAUUCUGGGAUUUGCCCUGUCUGAAGCCAUGGGUCUCUUCUGUCUCAUGGUUGCAUUCUUAAUUCUGUUUGCCAUGUGAAGAGAUUUGUUUUCAGCAUUGGCACUAAUGAACUACAACGUGAUUCUGUGAACUUGAGCGUGGAAAAUGUUUAUCAUGGAAAUGUAUGCUACUUCCAAAGCAACUUAAUUAAAGAUGGGUAACAAGUUUAAA
Molecule: messenger RNA, 625 nt
Organism: Python bivittatus (Burmese python)
Lineage: Eukaryota; Metazoa; Chordata; Lepidosauria; Squamata; Pythonidae
Source: RefSeq, a predicted model, not a curated record